Molecule: messenger RNA, 5445 nt
Organism: Esox lucius (northern pike)
Lineage: Eukaryota; Metazoa; Chordata; Actinopteri; Esociformes; Esocidae
Product: receptor-interacting serine/threonine-protein kinase 2
Exons: 12
Coding region: 172-2007 (611 amino acids)
Biological process (GO): innate immune response; protein phosphorylation; regulation of apoptotic process
Molecular function (GO): JUN kinase kinase kinase activity; ATP binding
Source: RefSeq, a predicted model, not a curated record
UUUUCCACUUAACACGUCAAACUAAUAAUAAAAAGUACUUCGGAUGAUGGUAAAACUUUGUUUUACGACGCGCAGGUUUGCUGGGAGAGUUAAUAACUAUCCCAUGAAAACGUUUGGGUCCUUAACGUAACUCUAAGAAACCCGGAAGACUGUCACCUGACUGCACAAUUUAUGACAACAACGGACAUCGAAGCCACCACCUUCGCAGCAGAGGAGGACCACUUGCAUUUUCGUUUAAGUUCCUAUUGUUGGUUCACAAUAAUUAUGGAGCAGCGGCACGCGGGCUGUGUGAACCUCUGUAGUCUCACGAGCACUCUACCAGUGAUCCCCUAUCAAAAGCUGACGGACUUGCAUUACCUGAGUGCAGGUGGGUUCGGAACCGUGUUCAAGGCACAGCAUUCUGAUUGGCGGACCACCGUUGCCAUCAAGUGCCUCAAAUUGGAUUCUCCUGUUGGCGAAAGGGAGAGAAAUUGUCUGCUGAAGGAGGCAGAGGUACUUCACAAGGCCAGGUUCAACUACAUCAUCCAGAUCUUUGGCGUGUGCAAUGAGCCUGAGUUCUUCUGCAUCAUCACAGAGUACUUGAGCAAUGGCUCCCUGGACCAGUUGCUUCAUGAGAAGACCCUAUUCCCAGUGCUGGCCUGGUCGUUGAGGCUGCGUGUCCUGUACGAGAUUGCCCUGGGUGUCAACUUCCUGCACAACAUGACCCCACCCCUUCUUCACCAUGACCUCAAGACACAGAAUAUCCUGCUGGAUGGAGAGCUCCAUGUCAAGAUAGCCGACUUUGGCCUAUCCAAGUGGCGUCAACUGUCCAUCAGUAAAUGCUCCGGGUCAAAGCCACCUGAGAUGGGAGGCACUGUCAUCUACAUGCCCCCUGAGGAGUAUGAACCCUCCAAGAGCCGCCGUGCAGAUGUCAAACACGACAUGUACAGCUAUGCUAUCAUUAUGUGGGAGGUGCUUUCCAGAAGGAUACCAUUUGAAGACGCGACCAACCCGAUGCAGAUCAUGUUCAGCGUUCUGCGGGGGACUCGACCCGACACCAGUCUGGACAGUCUGCCCCGAGACAUCCCUAGCCGGGAGACCCUCAUCCACAUCAUGACCAGUGGAUGGACCACCAACCCAGAUGAAAGGCCCUCUUUCCUUAAGUGUGUGAUCGAGCUGGAGCCAAUGCUGAGGAGGUUCGAUGAGAUUGACGUCCUCGAAGCUGUGCUGGAGGUGAAGAAGUCAAAGCUGAUGAGGAGGACAGGUGGCUUUUCUGCUACACCUGUUGCAUGCGUGGACAAGAGGGAGGAGGAGAAACCUCUGAACAUAACCAUCUCCAGUCCCUGGCCAGGAAGCUCCACCUCGGGCUCUGGGUCUCACUCCUCUCAGGAAGCAGACAUCUCCCAGCCGAGCUCUCUAAUCAGCACCCAUGACCCGCCUUCUAGAGAAGUGAACCCCUCUUCGUUCAUGCCUCACACCCUGGAUCCCCCCCAGCCCCUCAAAGAGUCCAACAACCUUAACGACUACCCCCAGAAUGCCCAGCCCCUGGACAACCUCAACAUACCCCUCAAACCAGACAGGGCUGAGUUGGAAACUCAACUGGACAACCUCACCCUGAAGCCGCCGCCGUACCCGUCCCCAAACACACCAGAUUACCUACCAUCGGACCCUGCCGGCUCAGCGCUGGGCCCGGUGGCGCGGUGGAUUGCGGCGCGGCGCGAGGCAAUUGUCGAGCAGAUGACGGAGGCCUGCCUGAACCAGAGCCUGGACGCCCUACUGGCGCGCUCUCUUCUGAUGCGGGAGGACUACGAGUUGGUGGUGAACCGCGGCACCCGCACGGCCAAAGUCCGCCAGCUUCUGGACACCUGCCAUCGCCACAGCGAAGACUUCUGCCGCGUGGUGGUUCGCAAGCUCCAGGACAACAAGCAGAUGGGCCUGCAGCCGUUCCCCCCAGAGCUCAGCUCCUCCGGGGGCCCAUUGACCCCUAGUGCACCCCCGCUCUCCUACAGCAACCCCAGGAAUUAUUAAGAGUUGUUACGGAAAAGACUAGACGCCCUGUAAACUGUAAAAGACCUUGAGCUCGUUGAGCUGGUACUGUUUGUUAGUGGGUCUUAGUCAGUAGGUACCAAAUGGAGUUUAACGGACUGAAAGAUGGAGGGACUGCCUGGACUUGUCCAAUAAGACACUCAUUUUUGUUUUCCACUUGCACAAUGUUUUGUAGUUUGUGCCCUAAUAAAUAUGAACCGGAACUGGGAGUUGAUCAAGCCCAGCUGUCGGUGUACAUUAAGUGUCGUGGCACCUACUUUUCUUCUCAGUCACACAGGAAAACAUGUUGGUGUGACUCAAAUGGAAGGCAACAAGAAGUUGAAAGGACCUGAAGGUAAAUACGCCUUUUAAAAGACAGUUUUCCCUGUGUUUCGAAAAAGGUUUCACUGUUCUCUAAAAAGAAAAAGCAGAGGACUCUUUGGGAUUUACAGUCAAAUGCUGUGGGAUUUAAUCAAGGCAUUUGAAGAAUUACAGUACCAGACAAAAGUUUGGACACCUACUCAUUCAUUGGUAUUUCUUUAUUUUUCAGAUUUUCCGCAUGGUAGAAUUAUAGUGAAGACCUCAACAAAAACUUGGAAUCAUGUAGUAACCCAAAAAUUAUUAAACGACCAAGUUGUAGAUUCAAGGUAGCCACGAUUUGCCUUGAUGAAAGCUUCGCACCAUCUUGGCAUUCUCUCAACCAGCUUCAUGAGGUAGUCACCUGGAAUGCUUCCUUCAGUCUGCGGUCCAACUCAUCCCAAACCAUCUCAAUUGGGUUGAGGUCAGGUGAUUGUGGAGGCCAGGUCAUCCGAUGGAACACCAUGACUCUCCUCCAUGGCCAAAACAGCCCCUUAACCAGCACUGGACAGAACCAUUGUUCUGUUGGAAAAACAAAUUACAGUCCCUCUAAUUGCACACCAGAUGGUUUGGCGUGUCAUCCCAGAAGGCUGUGUUGGUCAUGCUGGUUGAUUUGAAUUCAAAAUCAGUGACAUUGUGACAAGCAAAGCACCAUCACGACUCAUCCUCCAGGCUUCACGGUGAAGACCACACAUGCGGAGAUCAUCCGUUCAGCCACUUUGCGUUGCAUAAAGACAGCUGCUGGAAUCAAAUACCUCAAAUUUAGACCAAUCAGACCAAAGGAAAAAAUUCCCAACAGUCUAAUGUCCGUUUCUCUUCCAGAGCAAGUCUCUUAUUGCUGUCCUUCAGUAGUGGUUUCUUUGCAGCAGUUCGGCCAUAAUGGCCUGAUGCAUGCAGUGUCCUCUGAACAGAUGAUGUUGAUGUGUUACUUGGGUCUUCCUUUCCUGUGGCGGUUCUCAUGAGAGCCAGUUUCAUCACAGUGUUGAUGUUUUUUGCGAUUGCGCUUGAAGACGUUUUCUGGAUUGACUGAUCUCCGUGUCUUAACGUAAUGAUGGACUGGCGUUUCUCUUUGGUUAUUUGAGCUGUUCCUUACAAAAUAUGUUCUACUACAGUACAGACAUGAUGAGGGUCUUCGGUAUAUCAGCCCUGCCUUAUCACAACACUGAUUGGCUCAAACGCAUUAAGGAAAGUUAACUUUUAAUUAGAUUUUAGAAUGCAUUCCAGGUGACUGCCUCAUGAAGCUGGUUGAGAGAAUUGAAAAGAGUGUGCAAAGCUUUCUUUGGGGCAAAGGGUGGCUACUAUGAAUAAUCUACAAAAUGACAUUUCUGUCUGUUAAAUUACUUUUUGGGUUACUAUGUGAUUCCAUGUGUUUUUAGUUUUGAUGUCUUCAGUAUUAUUCUGCAAUGUGUGAAAUAAAAUAAACAAAUGCACUUGUAUGAGUAGGUGUGUCCAACCUUUUGCCAGGUACUGUAUAUAAUGAAUCGUAGGUCAUUUGUCAGGGAAAUAAUUAGUUUCUCCAUGAACCAUACCCAAUGUUCUGAGUGGUUAGUUACAGGCCCCUUCUGACCAUUUUCUAGUUCUGUUUUCUUCCCUCUGCCCUAAAUGGUUUUCCAGAAAGAGAUAAUAUGUAACAUAUUACUUAUCUAUGGCUCUGGUUUCACUCCUUGACUGUUGAAUCUGUAGCUCUACAGUUAGAGAAAGGUACUCAACUAGAGUUCUACUGUUUGUGGAAACAAUGAGUAGGUCAAAACUGGAUCAACCACAUUCCUUGUUGUUUAUCAAAACAAAUUGCUGCAUACAGUAGGGAUAUCACUGUAUUUAGAUUUUAGAAUUUGUUGUAUUAUAAUUUUUUUGGGACAAUUUCUAAACCAUGUCUUUUUUCCUCAUAAAGACUGUGCACUUUCUGUCCUAAAAUACAUUCUGUUGACAUUGAAAUCAAAUGGGCCCAAGGCUUCAACAUACACCCCAAGAGCAGGAUCAGCAUUUGGUUUCAGGGAGGACGACGUAUCGUGUAGCCUUUGUUAAGGCCUUUAUUAUUUAUAAGACGUGUACUUCCCUAUACCGCGUAUUAUAGAAUUUCAACGGUGGAUUUAGGUGUUCGGUUUUAGCUUCUUUAGAGUCUGUCUUUUGUCUUGACAAGUUUACAUAUGAAGACAAACAACACACAGCCGAUUAAAACCGAUGUAUUAUAAAUCACUGUUCCUGCCAAUGUAUUUAAUACAUCUGCGGCUGCUUAAACACUCUCCUUGGGUCUGACAAGGUCUUCGGGCUGUUUUGUUGACAUGUUUUUUUGCAAUAGAGUACGUGAUGGUCCGUAGCUUGUUACAGUAUCUCUGUUUGCACUACGUGUUUUUGGUAGCAGCCGGUGAACUGACUGGGCAGGGAUUUGUCCUCGAGCCAAGUGUCAAAUAUAGUGGCCCUGAACAGCAACCGGCUGGGCUUAGCGCCGCAGUUGUUUGUUCUGCUUCCGACUGUGGCUGUCGGUCUGUGGGACGCCGUGUUGAAGGGAAGCCUGGCUGCCCACCCUGUCCCAUCUGAAGUAUGUCAUUCAGCCAGGGGGAAGGGAACUGUCGCAGGGUUAAGGAGAUGCCUUUAAAUGUUGGUCCAGGAUGGGCCAGAGUCAUCACUUCAUCGAUUGCAAAUGCAAAACGGCGUGGGGAUUAAUAUAUUUUUUUGUUGAUGGGCCUAACAGUUCUUUUAACUGUAUGAAAUGUGUAACUUGAAGAAUCUUCCUUGGCGAUGAAACUCAAAGAGGGUGACUUCCAGAGAGUGCAGAGUGGCAAUAAACCCAUCAAUCUCCACCACACACUUGUUUGUUAAUUGUUCCCAUAAACGUUCCACUUUUAAAUGAUAGAACAAGCCUUGAAUUCAGUUGAACAAACCCCUUGUCAUUUUACAACAUGUAAAGCUAAGUAACAGUUAACCUUUUAAGAUAGGAACGUAGUUUGCCUUCUACAUGGUGUCAAGUCCUGUUAUCCAACAUCAAUUACUUUUAAGGUAAAACUUCCAUCUUCACCAAACUCAGACCUUCCCUCUCCCGUCCUGCUGCUGAAACCCUAAUACAUGCAUUCAUAAUCUCCCGUC